Molecule: messenger RNA, 2250 nt
Organism: Hibiscus syriacus
Lineage: Eukaryota; Viridiplantae; Streptophyta; Magnoliopsida; Malvales; Malvaceae
Product: probable galacturonosyltransferase 4
Exons: 9
Coding region: 176-2059 (627 amino acids)
Molecular function (GO): polygalacturonate 4-alpha-galacturonosyltransferase activity
Source: RefSeq, a predicted model, not a curated record
CAGAAAUAGAACCCCUUCUCACACAGAUCUCUUCAUCUUUCUGUUGUUCUUCUAUCUGCAAAUCAAUUCCAGACAGUGGCUGGUUUUCAAUAUCUUUUCUAUUCUUGGUUGUGGUGGUAAAGAAAUGAGCAAAUCGUUCUAAUGAUAUAAAGUGAAAAAAGAAAGAGAGAAAAAUAUGAAGGUCAGGCAUAUAGUCUUGGGUUUGCUGUCGAUUACCGUCAUUGCUCCUCUUUUAUUUUACACUGAUAGAUUCGGCACCUUCGUCAAUCCUCCUUCAAGACGCGAUUUCCUUGAUGAUGUUGGAGCUUUUACGGUGUCGGGUGAUAAUACCAGACAUCUCAAUGUUCUUCAACACCAGGAAACUUCCACCUUGAAAGAACCCAUUGGAGUUGUAUAUUCUGGCCAAUCUACCGAGUCCUUUCCCAAUGGUACAGUGACGAGGGAACAUACAUCAACACGAGUGUUUUAUGCCACCGAGGAAGAAAGACAACAGCAAUUAUCUAACCCCAUUAGACAGGUUGUCGAUCGAGCAACCCACAAUCUCACCACUGCCCUGGAUUCCCGUCCCAAUGCAUCUGACAUCUCGGCUGUAAAGCUUGAGCAGAAACCAACUCAGCCAGCUCGCAAGAUUGACCAGAAAGAGCGUUCAGAUAACAAGCGUAACAGACAGACUGAACCAGCAGAUGCUCAGGUGUGCCGCCUCAAAGAUCAGCUCAUCCGUGCAAAAUUAUAUCUCUCUCUUCCAUCGAUAAAAAACAACCCACAUGUAACGAGGGAGCUUCGACAGCGGGUUAAGGAAGUUACACGUUCUCUUGGUGAUGCAACUAAGGACACAGAUCUGCCGAAAAAUGCCGUUGAUAAGAUGAAAGCAAUGGAGCAAUCAUUAGAAAAAGCGAAGCAAGUUCAAGAUGACUGUGCCACUGUGGUAAAGAAGCUGCGGGCUAUGCUUCACUCAUCUGAAGAGCAACUCCGAGUGCACAAAAAGCAGACCAUGUUCUUGACUCAAUUAACUGCAAAAACUCUUCCCAAGGGUCUUCAUUGCCUGCCUUUGCGUCUUACUUCUGAGUAUUAUAGCUUGAAUUCUUCUCAACAGAACUUUCCAAAUCAGCAGAAAUUAGAAGACCCUCGGCAGUACCAUUAUGCCCUUUUCUCAGAUAAUAUAUUGGCAGCGGCAGUUGUUGUAAACUCCACUGUUUCCCAUGCUAAGCACCCUUUGAAUCAUGUUUUCCACAUCGUUACGGAUGGGCUUAAUUAUGUGGCGAUGAAAAUGUGGUUUCUAGGUAAUCCACCUGGGAAAGCCACUAUUCAGGUCCAGAACAUUGAAGAAUUUACAUGGUUGAACGCAAGCUACAGUCCAGUUCUCAAGCAGUUGGGUUCUCCUUCCAUGAUUGAAUAUUACUUCAGGGCACAUCGGGCUAAUUCUGAUCAAAAUCUGAAGUUCCGGAACCCAAAAUAUUUGUCCAUCCUGAACCAUCUUCGGUUUUAUCUACCAGAGAUUUUCCCAAAACUAAAUAAAGUGUUGUUCCUAGAUGAUGAUAUAGUAGUCCAAAAGGACCUUACUGGUCUUUGGUCCCUUGAUUUGAAGGGAAAUGUCAAUGGUGCUGUUGAAACUUGUGGAGAAAGCUUCCAUCGGUUUGAUCGGUAUCUCAACUUCUCAAAUCCCCUUAUCUCAAAGAACUUCGACCCACAUGCUUGCGGAUGGGCAUAUGGAAUGAAUAUUUUUGAUUUGGAUGAAUGGAGGCGGCAAAACAUUACGGAGGUGUAUCAUGGAUGGCAGAGGCUGAAUCGUGACAGACAAUUGUGGAAGUUGGGGACCCUGCCUCCCGGUCUCAUAACAUUUUGGAAACGCACAUAUUCCCUGAACAAAUCUUGGCAUGUGCUCGGGCUUGGCUACAAUCCGAACGUAAACCAGAGGGAGAUUGAAGAAGCUGCUGUUAUACACUAUAAUGGCAAUUUGAAACCAUGGUUGGAGAUAGCCAUACCUAAGUAUAAAAACUACUGGGCAAAGUAUGUAGAUAGCGAUGUUAUGUAUUUGCGAGAGUGCAACAUCAACCCGUAGAAAGCCUUCAUGGGGACGUUAAAGUGUGAUGGUGAGAUAUGUUAUCCAUGCAUUUUGAUGUAUCGGGUCGAAUUCGUGCUUGUAUACAUUGUCAGUUUUGCUUUCGAUUUUUUGGUUCUUACCACACUGCACGGAGUUGGUGCAACUAUUUCUAGCUAUUUAAUCGGAAAUGCAGGUGUAUUUGUAUAUCA